AUGGUGAAGAGGAUAUACUUUCUGGCCCAUGGCGGUCAAGUGCAAGGUGUCGGAUUCCGGUACUUUACGCAGAGGAGAGCCACAGAGUAUGGCCUCACGGGAUGGUGUCGCAACACUGAUAACAACAAGGUUGAGGGAGAGGCGCAAGGUGAUGAGGAUGCGCUGAAGAAGCUGCUUAAGGACAUUGACGAGGGACCGAGAUCCGCCAGGGUUGUCAAGCUUGACCAGGAGGAGAGAGAUCUUGUUCAGGACGAAAAGGACUUUGCAGUUCGGCGAUGA
Messenger RNA from Colletotrichum paranaense, 279 nucleotides. Its product is annotated as acylphosphatase. Gene Ontology annotation, molecular function: acylphosphatase activity. The coding region runs from base 1 to 279 and encodes 92 amino acids. The record is from RefSeq and is a predicted model, not a curated record. Lineage: Eukaryota; Fungi; Ascomycota; Sordariomycetes; Glomerellales; Glomerellaceae. The transcript is spliced from 5 exons.